AUGGAAUGUGAGUUUAUGUGUGAUGAUGGUGUUUCUCGCAAACUUAACAUCACCGCUGAGGCAACGGCUCCAUUUGGCUGCGUUUACCAGAGCCGACUGCAGACCCCAAAGGGUGAGGGGGUUGUCCUAGGUGUAUAUGCGGGAAAAUUAUAUGCCCUCCUUGAUGAUAAUGUAUCGGCGUUAGUAGCUACAGCGUUUACUAAAAAAGACUUUGAUGAUGGUAACGUGAUGAUACUUCCGGAUGUUAUUCCUGUGGUGGAUCGUUUUGCUUCCCAUCGUGUCAAGCAUGACGUAUUUUGUGGACGCAGUGUCUGUAUCGUAACACAAGAUCAUAACGGUCCGUGCCCAGUGAUAGCGGCAGCUAAUGCCCUCGCUCUAUUGGGACGUGUUGAUAUUUGCCCAAGUGAAACCCGAUGGAUUGAAUCUGAACAACUACGUCACAUUAUCCUUACAUACAUCACAUCAAAUAAGCCAGAGGUACCGAAGAUUAUGUGUCCCACAACUCGAGUUGUGGGUGGAACUGAAGUAGCGACAAUAGCAGUUCUUUUGCAGGAACGACUUGAUGAAGUUAGGGCAAAGUUGUCUAAGGGAAAUGAGGGAAAAGAAUUUUUAGAACGUCUUUAUCAUGGAAUGAAUAUUAGUCCUAUAUUUUCUUCUAUAGAUGGUUUUGAUGCCGAAGAAGACGUACUUUUAUUCGCACUUGCAGGGUUACGACUUGUUCAUGGUUGGUUGAUUCCACCAGAUAGUAAAUAUGCUGCACUACGUGAAAUGUCUUUUAAUGAGGUUAGUCUUCUUGCUAUUAACAAAGAAAAUGAAUUAUCAUCUAUUGCAAAUGAAUUUCUUGAGAAUACAAAGUCUCAGUUAACAGAGGAAGGACUCAAAGCACUUCAAGAAAACCUUUCUGAAGAAGAAGUUGUAGUUCUCUUUUGGAACAAUCACUUUUCAACUGCUGUAAAACUUGGUGGAAGAUUUUUACUAUUGUUAUCAGAUGAAACCUACGCAGAUAAGUCUUCCAUAUUUUUUGAGGCAAUUGAGGAUGUUCAUGGUGCAGCUACUUUUACAGAUGGUAAUGGCGUUAAUACUGAUGUUUUUCUUUUGGCCGUUCAAUCUCGUACAGGGAACGAAUUUACUACAGAAGCGGUUACCGCUGCUCGGGCUAAAUUGAAUGAAAGAGAUGGUGUUGACCCGAGUCCAGAUGAGGUUGUUUGUUUCCUACGAGAUGGAAAAGAAAAAGGAAAAAGUGAAAUUAAUAACUCUAAUGAGAAGGAUAAAUGGCCGUCUUGGGUUAUUGAGGGCGCAACUGUGAUUUCAGAAAUGGGUUUUGACAUAUCGUUUACCGAUGCAUGUGAGCUUCUUCAGAAACGUGGAAGUGUGAGUGCUGCGGUGAACAGCCUUUGUUAA
Trypanosoma theileri is the source of this 1401-nucleotide messenger RNA. Its product is annotated as protein fam63a. Gene Ontology annotation, biological process: protein K48-linked deubiquitination. Gene Ontology annotation, molecular function: cysteine-type deubiquitinase activity; cysteine-type carboxypeptidase activity; K48-linked deubiquitinase activity. NCBI's taxonomy places the organism in Eukaryota, Euglenozoa, Kinetoplastea, Trypanosomatida, Trypanosomatidae. Bases 1 to 1401 code for a protein of 466 amino acids. Gene Ontology annotation, cellular component: cell periphery; cytosol. The record is from RefSeq and is a predicted model, not a curated record. The transcript has a single exon.